CGUCAUUUUAGCAGAAGAGGAAAAAGCAUUUGCAAAUAAGGCCGCUGAAAAGUGCAGUUAGUUUCUUUUUAAAAAAAUGAGUUUUAUGCAACCGAGUCCUGUUAAGUACGCGUGCUCUUGUGGCAUUCUAAAUCCGAUCAAUAAACUAUUCUUCUGUCGCCACUGUCCGAAACUGCGAUGUGGUUUCUGCGUUUGCCAUGAGAUUGAGUCACACUUUUGUUCUAAUUGCCUGGAGAAUAUUCCCUCUUCUGAAGCCCGACACAAAAAGAACUGUUGCGCCAACUGCUUCGAUUGUCCUUGCUGCCAGCACACGCUGUCCGCCCGGGCCACCACUGUUCCAGUUGUGCGCAAAACCGAGGAACCCAAGGAGGGGGAAAGCGGAGCGGACGUCACGCCCAGUUCAAAGCCCUCGGCCUUGCCUACAACAAAGAAAAUGUAUUACUUAUCGUGUCUGUCGUGCCGUUGGACGACGCGUGACGUUGGCAUACCUGAUCAGGGAGUGGCAACAGGCACCUGGCCGGACAACGAGUGCCUGUACCAGGUGCGUUUCAACACCCUUCUGGAGUACUACCAGUCGGUGGUGCUGCAGGAGAAGCAGGAGAAACAGGAGUUCAUGCGCCGCAAGGCGCCCAAGCAGCACAAGUUUCCCAGUCUGACCGAUCGCACGGGUCUGACCGUCUCCCUGAUACGUCGUCAAAUCGGAUGGACCGAGAAGAGUGUACCCAAAUCGAAGCCUAUCAACAUCACACCCGCUGAGGCCACCGCAGAGGUGGAUCCUCUGCCGGAGGACAUUUUCACGCAGCCGAUAAAUCUGCGCAACAUAACGACAAUAGCACAAAGACACAGCCAGCCAGCUGAUCAGCCAACGGAAGUGAGCAAUCUAUAUCCACAGCGACGUUCCUUGUGGAUCAAGCGAUCGUUGCGUUGCCGCCAAUGCGAGCACAAUCUCAUCAAGCCGGAAUAUCACCCAACAUCCAUCAAGUAUCGCAUUCAGCUCUUUGCCAGCUACCAUGUCCCAGAGGUUGUCAUGGUGCGUUGUGAGCAGCCACUGCAGCCUGGCCAGAGCAAUGCCAUAUUGCUGAAGUUCACCAAUCCCACCAUGUAUGACAUGACAAUAAGUAUACUGGAUGCACCGCCCAAGGAUGCACAAAUCAAUGCGGAUGCCUUUCAGCAGGCAUGCAGAAUUAAGGAGGAAGCUGUUACCUCUUCCCCUCUGCUUAAAGCCUCUGGCGUAAACUUGGCACGCCAGAAUUCCACUAGAGAAGUGAAGCGUGAAGUACGUGAGCUGACCAAUGCAACAAUUGUGCCGCUAGAGAGUGAAUUUGUGCUGAACCAACGCGAUGAUUCCAAGGAGUUCGACGAGGACGUGCAGGCGCCAAUCGAGGAGCCCAAGUUCAUUGUUUGGCGCAAGGGCAACAAGGUCUUACUGCGACUGCAGUUCAGCCCAUCAUCAGAGCUGCAGCCUGGCAGUGAUGUUACUCUGGGCUUCUAUAUGCAGUACACAUACGUUAACACCGUCACCAACACUCCUGACAAGAAGGAGCCGACCACACAUGCACUCUACUCCAGGAUCUUCAUUGAUGCGGGCGACAUUGCCAACUAGCAUGUUGAGUCGAGACAAAGAGAGAGUAUAUAGAGUCAACACAAAUCGAUAUUAACCCGCUUUAAUAAUGCUAAACAAAAUGUAUUUAUGUUACUAAUUUAAGCAAAUGCUUGUCGAGCGAUUAGUAUUACGCUUUGCACUGGCCAAACUGCAUCCCAUUCUAUGUAUAUCAUAAUAAAAUCAUACGAUCUAA
Messenger RNA from Drosophila innubila, 1796 nucleotides. RefSeq names its product dynactin subunit 4 (gene DCTN4-p62). NCBI's taxonomy places the organism in Eukaryota, Metazoa, Arthropoda, Insecta, Diptera, Drosophilidae. The transcript has a single exon. Gene Ontology annotation, cellular component: dynactin complex. The record is from RefSeq and is a predicted model, not a curated record. Bases 77 to 1603 code for a protein of 508 amino acids.